CAACAUAUCCACUACACACACUUUAGCCUUUGCUAGUGUUCGUCAUAUGAUAGGUUUUUUUCCGAAAAGAACGCCAGAGCCGGCAGCCUUUGGAAUACUUAUACUGAAGCAUGAGGCAGUUGAGUAGACGUUCCCGUAUUUGCUCAAUUUGGCGUUAGAGACACCGUUAUCGGCUCUAAGUAACCGUCACCCGCCUCCUAACUAAGCUGUCAAAGGAGUAAACACAAACCAGGCUACUUCAACGCUCACCAGUCUCAGCCCAGUAGCCCUCAAAACCAGUUAAUGCAUUCAUAUCUUACGAGGAUGUACACCACCAGCGAUUCUACUCAAGCGAGCGACGGCAAGCCUCUCUCAUCUUAUACCCUCAGACGGUAUCCCUGGCGACCUUAUGUUGUACCCUUUGACGAUAUCGUCGGGAAAAAGUACCCUGGUUCCGGCACAAACGAAGAUCCAUAUAUCGUAGACUGGCUGCCCAAUGACAAGGAAGAUCCUCAACAGUGGCCUGGCACUUAUAAAUGGUUUACCAUCUUCAUUGCCAGUAUGAUGACUCUCGCGGUGGCCUUGAGCUCUUCUGCAUACUCUGGAGGUGUGAUUAGUAUAAUGGAGGAUUUCGGUUCUAGCAGAGAGCUUCUCAUUGCUGGUAUUUCCCUCUUCGUCCUUGGGUUUGCCUUUGGUCCGCUAUUAUGGGCCCCAUUGUCAGAGUUAUAUGGCCGACGUUGGAUCUACAUCAUCUCCUAUGCUCUCCUCACCUUAUGGUCCGGCGCCGCUGCAGGCGCUCCGAACGUCGGCGCCCUCCUCGUCUUUCGUUUCUUUGCCGGCUUCUUUGGCUCAUCACCUCUUGCCAACGCAGGUGGUACUAUCAGCGACGUCCUUGAUGCCAACCAACGAGGUCUCGGCAUGGCUCUAUUCGCUGCCGCCCCUUUUCUUGGUCCUGCAUUGGGUCCUAUCACGGGUGGUUUCCUUGGUCUGACUUCCGGAUGGCGAUGGAUCGAGGGAUUCUUGACCAUUCUUAGUGGUGUCCUGUUUCUCGUGGGCAUUGGAUUCGCCAGCGAGACAUAUGCUCCCACUAUUUUGAGGCGGAGAGCUAAGCGACUAAGCAGAGUCACUGGCGAUGUCUACAGAUUUAGGGCCGAUGCCAAGAAACCUCUCGAUGCAAUGGCCUUGUUCAAAGCGAGCUUGAUUCGUCCUUGGAAGUUUCUCUUCCUCGAGCCUAUUGUUACUAUCCUUAGUAUCUACGUUGCGCUGCUUUAUGGUAUUCUCUAUCUGUUUUUCGCAGCCUACCCUAUCAUCUUCCAAGAAGGUCGUGGCUGGAACACUGGCGUUGGAGGCCUCGCAUUCCUUGGUGUACUUGUAGGCACCAUCAUUUCGGUCGCCGUCUCUAUUCUAGUGGUCAAUCCGCAAUACGUCAAGGUCGCUAAUAAGAAAGGUGGCCGAGCAGCUCCCGAAGAUCGUCUACCUCCUGCCCUGUGGGGUGGAAUCCUCAUCGUCAUCGGUCUUGCCGGUACGGCAGCCACUGAUGGUCCCAAUGUCCACUGGAUUGCCCCUAUCAUCUUCGGUGCCCCUUUCGGUUGCGGUAUCAUCAUCGUCUUCUUAUCGAUCAUGGGUUACCUCGUCGACAGUUACACUAUCUACGCUGCAUCUGUUCUUGCCGCCAACUCUGUGCUUCGAUCCCUCUUUGGCGCUGCGUUCCCACUAUUUACAACCCAAAUGUUCGAUAAGCUCGGCCUGCAUUGGGGUGUUGCCUUGCCCGGUUUCCUGUCCUUGGCUUGCGUCCCUUUCACUUGGAUAUUCUACAAGUAUGGCGCUGCUAUUCGAGCCAAGUGCAAGUACUCUGCCGAUGCUGAGCGACAGAUGGAGAUGAUCAUGGCUGCUCGGAUGGCUCAGUCCAAGCAGGAAGACGAGGAGGCUAGGGCUGAGGGUAAGGAGGUUAUUUAUCGCGCAGCUAGCCGACCCGAAGGAGAUGAAUCGCAGGACGUCCAACCUUCUGAACAAACAGGCGGUUUAGGAAGGAGUCAAAGCAAAAGAAGCCAACAUUCCGCCAGUGCUGGCCAGUCUGGUAAUGGUGCACCGUUAGACAGGGUCUCCACACACCUUCAUCACGAAUGGACUGUAUAUGAGGCUCUUGCCAACAGAGAUGAGAAUGAUUUGGAUGAUGAUGAACGGAUCAGACUUGAAGGUCUUCGUCGGACGUUUGGGGAUCGAUCAGAAAAGUAGACAAAUAGGAAGGUGAUUAGUCAAUAUUUCAUAAGGAUUGUUCGGUUUUUGUGGAUAGAUUUUCAGGUAGAUUCAUAAUGGUGAUUUUCACGACAUGCCAGUGUUGACGGAGGGGUGGGUAAAAGAUGAUGUUGAAAGCCUUAAAGCUUAAGAGGUCAGGUUACAGGGAGGAGGGAGGUGAAUCCCGCCCAUCACACGGAAUGCACUAGGUCGAUACAUGGUGUACUGUUUGAUGUAACGAGGAAAUAGUAG
Molecule: messenger RNA, 2466 nt
Organism: Cryptococcus deneoformans JEC21
Lineage: Eukaryota; Fungi; Basidiomycota; Tremellomycetes; Tremellales; Cryptococcaceae
Product: multiple drug resistance protein, putative
Exons: 4
Coding region: 283-2214 (643 amino acids)
Biological process (GO): transmembrane transport
Molecular function (GO): transmembrane transporter activity
Source: RefSeq, a predicted model, not a curated record